AUGAGACGGGGAAUGAAUGGAAAUGGGGGCUGCAGGGCACUGGAAAUUAGCACUGGGCGCUUCUGGGAGAGCCAACCGGCGGAGGUGGAGGGCAGUACCCGGGGUGCCAGCGGGUCAACACUUACCGAGGAUCAGCAGCACGUUCCGGGGGCGCGCCCGAUGCACACAACAGAGACCCACAGAGAUCAGCAGGACCCAGCAGACCUGCCCGGAGCUUCGCAUGGUGGCGGCUCCAGCCUGGCCCCCCGCCCCGGCUCCCGGCCCCGCGGUCACGUGAGCACCAGGGCCGCUCCGCCCCGCCCUCGGUCACGUGUACACCAGGCCCGCCCAGGCCCCGCCCCCGCUCCCGCUCCCCCUCCCUCUCCGGUUUCUGCAGACCCGCUGCGGAGACGACGGGAAACCCGGAGCUGCAGAGACAACGGGAGAUCCGGAGCAGUGGCGUCCGACAUGUCGCCUCCUAUGUCUCCUAUGAAGCCACCCAAGGGCUUUGCCCCUAUGUCCUGCUGCUGGUCCACUGAGACCAUGCAGAAGUGGCUACCUUUCCUGGGCUGGCUGCCUGACUACACCUGGUACGCCCUGAAGAUGGACUUCAUCGCUGGGAUCUCAGUCGGGCUCACAGUCAUUCCCCAGGCGCUGGCCUAUGCCGAGGUGGCUGGACUCCCUCCCCAGUACGGCCUCUACUCUGCCUUCAUGGGGUGCUUCGUAUAUUUCUUUCUGGGCACCUCCCGAGAUGUGACUCUGGGCCCCACGGCCAUCAUGUCCCUCCUGGUCUCCUUCUACACCUUCCACGAGCCUGCGUACGCUGUGCUGCUGGCUUUUCUGUCAGGCUGCAUCCAGUUAGGCAUGGGGUUCCUGCGCUUAGGGCUCCUGCUGGACUUCAUCUCCUGUCCCGUCAUUAAAGGUUUCACCUCGGCUGCUGCCAUCAUCAUCGGCUUCGGGCAGAUCAAGAAUCUGCUGGGACUGCAGCACAUCCCCAGGCAGUUUUUCCUGCAAGUGUAUUACACUUUCCACAACAUCGGAGAGACCAGGGUGGGCGAUGCAGUGCUGGGGCUGGUCUGCAUGGUGCUACUGCUGGUGCUGAAGCUGAUGCGGGACCACGUGCCUCCUGUCCAUCCCGAGAUGCCCACCGGAGUACGGCUCAGCCAUGGGCUGGUUUGGACUGCCACCACAGCUCGCAACGCCCUGGUGGUCUCCUUUGCUGCCUUGGUCGCAUACUCCUUCCAGGUGACCGGAUACCAGCCUUUUGUUCUAACUGGGAAGACACCUGAGGGACUCCCUGAUGCCCACAUCCCUCCCUUCUCAGUGACCACUGCCAAUGGGACAAUCUCCUUCACCGAGAUGGUACAGGGAAUGGGGGCCGGGCUGGUCGUGGUACCCCUGAUGGGUCUCCUGGAGAGCAUCGCAGUGGCCAAAUCCUUUGCAUCUCAAAAUAAUUACCGAAUUAACUCCAACCAGGAGCUGCUGGCCAUCGGCUUAACCAACAUCCUCGGCUCCCUCUUCUCCUCCUACCCGGUCACAGGCAGCUUUGGACGGACGGCUGUGAAUGCCCAGUCUGGAGUGUGCACCCCAGCGGGGGGCCUGAUGACAGGAGCUCUGGUGCUGCUGUCGCUGGACUACCUGACCUCGCUCUUCUACUAUAUCCCCAAGUCUGCCCUGGCUGCCGUCAUUAUCAUGGCUGUGGUCCCCCUGUUUGACACCAAGAUCGUGAGGACGCUCUGGCGAGUGAAGAGGCUGGACCUGUUGCCCCUCUGUGUGACGUUCCUGCUCUGCUUCUGGGAAGUCCAGUACGGCAUCCUGGCAGGCACCCUGGUGUCUGUGCUGAUUCUCCUGCACUCCGUGGCCAGACCCAAAAUACAGGUGUCAGAGGGUCCAAUGCUAGUCCUGCAGCCGGCGAGUGGCCUGCACUUCCCUGCAAUUGAGACCCUCCGAGAGGCAUUGCUGAGCCGGGCUCUGGAAACAUCCCCGCCGCGCUCCGUGGCCCUGGACUGCACCCACAUCUGCAGCAUCGACUACACGGUGGUGCUGGGGCUUGGGGAACUCCUGGAGGACUUCCACAAGCGGGGUGCCACCCUUGCCCUCAUCGGCCUGCAGGUCCCUGUCCUCCGUGUCCUGCUGUCUGCUGACCUGAAGGGAGUCCUGUACUUCUGCACCCUGGAAGAAGCAGAGAAAUACCUGAAGCAAGAACCAGGGACCCAGCCCUAUAAUGGCAGCGAAGACUCAGUUCCGGAACACAAGAUUGCCCUGCUGAAGGCCUGAGUGGGCUGCCAAGGGGUGCCCGACAUCAGAGGGUCUCCCGGAAGGUUCUUGUCACUGUGAUGCCAGAUGCCGCCUUGCAGAUGGAUCUGAGAAACCUGAGCAGGUGACCCGGAGGAGGGGGAGGGCAAUGGUGUGGAGUCCACAGGUGGGACUCACCCCUUCUUCUGAGGUGACUGAAAAGGUACCCCCCUGCUCUUCCCUGUAUGUGAACUCUUUUUUUAAAAGAGUGGUUAGGAGAGAACCUUCUAGAAUGGCAGACCAGGUGAGAAAGGAAAGGGUGGGGAUUUCAGCAUGGUCUAGGAGACGGCCCUCUUCUCGCCCCAGCGCCUUCCUGGAUUUCGGGGGAAACGGGGAGGGCGGGCAUCUCUCAGGUGGGUUCCCUUCUUGAUGGCGGCGGCUGUGCUGUUGUUGAGAGGAAAACCAAGGUUUGCCAAAAGACUUAAAAGUGUCUAUGAGUAACUUUGUUGUGUUUUCUAAAUUAAAAAAACUGAUAGCUUUGGUGUUUUUGUAAAAUCCAUACAUGCUUAUUGUAAAAACUACCGGAAAUCUUUCCCUCCCCCAUCCACUUUGGCGAUAGCUCCCGACCUCCGACCUCCACUGUACACGUACGUGUGUGUACUUAGCAUGUGGAUGUGUGUUUACAGUCAUGUA
Messenger RNA from Budorcas taxicolor (takin), 2907 nucleotides. RefSeq names its product solute carrier family 26 member 11 (gene SLC26A11). The transcript has 17 exons. Gene Ontology annotation, molecular function: secondary active sulfate transmembrane transporter activity. The record is from RefSeq and is a predicted model, not a curated record. Gene Ontology annotation, cellular component: membrane. NCBI's taxonomy places the organism in Eukaryota, Metazoa, Chordata, Mammalia, Artiodactyla, Bovidae. Bases 1 to 2256 code for a protein of 751 amino acids. Gene Ontology annotation, biological process: transmembrane transport.